CGAAAAAGUGAUUUGAUAAACGACGUUCAAGGGGGAUUACUAAUAAUAAAUAUAUUAUAUACACUAUUCAAUAUCUUGAUUUAGCGAUCUAAAUAUCUGUUAAUAGGUGGUAUUAGAUACUUUAUACAUACGAUGAGUACACACAAUAUACCACCAUCGACACUGUAUUGGUCACCUCAUUCAUAUCCUUCUUCAUUAGUUAGAUUAUGCAUGUUGGAGAAAAUAUAUGAAUCCAAGGACCUUAAGUUAAUACAGGUUGAUUUAAAUAUGGGUGACAACUUUCAUCCAUCUUUUUUAAGUAUCAAUCCAGCUGGAACUGUACCUUUACUACUCGUACCAAACGCCGAGAGUAUACAACCAGACAGAGCACCUGAGUUUACAAGAAUUGCAGAUACAAAAAAUAUAUGCAAUUUUUUAGCAACCAAACGUAGAUCAAUUCCGUCACUUAUACCAUUACCCCAUUUAGUUAAAAAGUCAAAUGAGAUUAUAGAUUACCUACAUUCAGGCGAUUUAGAUACAAAUUUUUUAAUGUUA
This is a messenger RNA of Wallemia mellicola CBS 633.66, 534 nucleotides long. RefSeq lists its product as hypothetical. The annotation marks the transcript as partial. The record is from RefSeq and is a predicted model, not a curated record. The transcript is spliced from 2 exons. Lineage: Eukaryota; Fungi; Basidiomycota; Wallemiomycetes; Wallemiales; Wallemiaceae.